AUGUGUCCGUCCGUCCUAAUGAUAGGAAAAUUUGGUUUAAGUGAGCUCCCCAACCUGCAUCCGCUGCAUCUGAGACCGGUCCGCGGCCGCGCGGGUGGUGCGGUGCGGGUGCGCGUGGGCAGGGAGCCUUGCGCGCGCGGCGCGGGCGGGGCAUGCGUCAGUCGCGCGACGAGCGCCAUACAGAAGAACGUCGGGUGGCGCCGCGCCAACCCGUCGCGUGCUAGUGUUGUGUCACAGCGGUGGGCCAGGUCGGUUUCGGGAUUACUUCGUGCCGACACUACCAUGGCUCUCAAUUCAGACAGUGAACAGAAAUCGAAUCUGGUCCUUCGCGUGGACCAGGAUUCAGACUCGGUUCUACAGUCAUUGUUCGACACUGUGCUUAAGCCGGACUCGAAACGGCCGCUACAGGUGCCUCUCCGUAUGCGACAGCUUCCAAAGUCGUUCUUUAACCCGCCCUCGACCGGUUCCAAGUCGCCAUCUGUGUCUCACUCGCGAGAAAACUCGGCUGACUCGGCUUUUGGAUCGGUGUCCGCUACUGGCGCCACUCCGGUGUCACACUCACGGGCACACUCGUCACCAGCAAGCUUGCAGCAGACGUAUGCCGCUGGACAGCAGAGCCAACAGCAGCCAAUACACCAUCAGCACGCUAAACAUAGAUCUUACGAUGUAGGAUCACAUCUAAAUGACGAUCUGGGACCUUUACCGGCUGGCUGGGAACAAGCUCGUACGCCAGAGGGUCAAAUUUAUUAUCUCAACUCAGUAAAUUCUAAGAAAGAAAUGGUUGAAGUUAUCAAAACGAGUACUUAUCAUGGGGUCUGCGAUAACAUACAUACAAGAACAAACGUGCUGCUAUCACCUUCCGAGAAGUCAGUGACGGUGGGUCGCCGCGAGCCGCGCCAGUCGGUCGGCGGCGGCGCCUCGUGUCCGUUGUGUUUACGCCUAAUUUUGGCGCAAGCGCCGCGGCGGCAGCCCCCACUUCUCCUCGCCCGCUCCCCUCAUCCCAUUGAACACGGUACGCAUGCGGUUUAUUUCGGCAUGGCGCUGGCUCAGGCGACCUGCCAACGCCGACCAUUUUGCUCCAUCAACCUCUCUAAAGCCUAA
Molecule: messenger RNA, 1101 nt
Organism: Chilo suppressalis (striped riceborer)
Lineage: Eukaryota; Metazoa; Arthropoda; Insecta; Lepidoptera; Crambidae
Source: the annotation of a GenBank genome assembly